AUGCCAUUAUCUCUUCAAAAACCCACCAAUCUCCCCCACUCCAAAUCAUGGAACCUUCUCAGAACCCACCCCACAUCAAAACAACCAAAACCCACUUAUAAAAAUCUGAUUUUUAAAAGAGUUCAAGUUUUUUCAUCUCUUAGAACUUCCCUUGACUGUGUCUCUUCUGAUGGAGGACUUGAGAAGGGUUUGCAACCGAUUCGGUUACCCUUUGUGGUUAGGAGUUCUACGAAUGUCACUAGAUUCUUCUGGAAUGGUGCCUGCUUGGAGAUGGUUGUUGUUGAUGGUGGUUCUGGUUCUUCUGGUGAGGAUGGGUUGGUGAGGGUGGUUGCUUCUGUUGUUAGGGACUUUUUUAUUCCGAGAGAUGUUACUGAGAAUUAUAUGGAGUAUGUGAAAUGGAAGCUGAUUCAUCGUGUUUUUAGCUCUGCACUUCAAGUUCUUGCUACUCAGGCAAUGUUUACAGCCAUAGGAGUUGGAUACUCUAGUUCUCUUCCAUCAGCUGCUGCGCUUAAUUGGGUCUUAAAAGACGGUCUUGGACGGUUAAGCCGAUGCAUAUACACUGCUAGCCUAGCUUCUGCUUUUGAUACUAAUUUAAAGAGGGUCAGGUUCGCCACAUCUGUUCUUUUUGUUGGAAGUAUUGGACUUGAGUUACUCACUCCUGCAUUUCCUCGAUUAUUCCUGCUGCUUGCAACCAUUGCCAAUAUUGCCAAACAAAUAAGCCUGGCAUGCUACUUAGCAACUCGGUCAGCUGUUCAUCAAAGUUUUGCAAAAGCAGACAACCUUGGUGAAAUUUCUGCCAAGGCACAGAUUCAAACAGUGUGCUUUGACAUCCUCGGUCUCAUGCUUGCUGCCCUGGUUAACAUGUGGCUUGCAAGACCACAAACAGGUCUCCAUUUCUUUGUUUAUCCCUUUUUUGCAUCUAUGGACCUUUUCGGGAUUUAUCAAGGACUAAAGCAUGUCCAUCUGCAAACCUUGACUAAGGAUAGGCUUGAAAUCAUUAUGAGCACUUGGAUUGAAAAUGGAUAUGUGCCUUCCCCGGCAGAGGUGAGCGAGAAAGAAGUAAUUGACUUUUUGGGAGUUAAAGGUACAAGCUCGUGGCCAAUUAGAAUAGGGUGCAUAAAUCCCAAGGACCAAAUACCAGAGUGGUCAAUGAAGAUGAUACAAAGCAUAACUGACGAGGACUAUUACUUUGUAUGCAUGGAGGUCUUCAAAGGAUUAAAAAGAACUCGACAGCAUCGUAUUCUUCUUUCCAUCCGCGAAGGAGCCGAGGCAGUGCAUAUAAUUACGGGUUUGUUGCAGGCUUGCUACAUCAGAAAGGCUCUUGUGAACAAUGCAUCAAACUCGGCACUUGAGGAUUGGCCGAUAAUUUUCGAGGAUUGCAAGAGACGUGCAGAAAGGGAUAUAGGUCAUUUGAUUGAACAAAUGAUGGGAAUAGGUUGGGUGGUGAAGAACAUUUUGUUGUCAAAGCAAGAGCAAGCUAGAUACAAUUUUGUGUGUGAAUAA
Molecule: messenger RNA, 1503 nt
Organism: Vicia faba (fava bean)
Lineage: Eukaryota; Viridiplantae; Streptophyta; Magnoliopsida; Fabales; Fabaceae
Source: the annotation of a GenBank genome assembly